CAACAUCGCUUGCUCCGUCACGAUCCAAACGACGUUCCCAAACCCUCAUUCCAAAGCACCAACCUUUCUUUCACUUCGACCUGAAGUCAGUUCGCUAUCUCAUCUACAUUCGCUCUUCCUUUAAGCACACAUCCUAUCCCGAAACAUCACGAUCACCAUGGGUCUCAUCGCCAAGCUUAAGUUCAAACUGCGCAAGGUGCGAGCCAAGUAUUUGGCCCGCAAGCGUCUCGCACAGGGUACCGAGCCUAUCGCCCACGGGGAGCGACUUGCCCAGGUUCAUCGAGUGGAGGGUACCGAGCAUCGCAUUGAGCGCGGAAUCGAUGUCAUGGAAGCAGCCCGUCGCUCUGUGUAUGGUGCUCACAUGCUGCCCCAGACAACUGACUUUGGCGUCAGUCCCGAGGAGGCCCGCGCCCUGCACAAGAAGCAGCAGGAUGAGGACCGAGCCAAGAAGAUUGCGAAGGAAUCUGACGUCCAGGAGGAAGCUGGCAUCUGGGAUGGCAGCCCUACCAAGGACGACAACCCAGUCAACCGCAUCUAAGCUCACCACCAAUCCAACCUAUGAUUUCGACGAUUUUAUGAUUUUCACGACAUAGUCAGGGUCAAGCAG
Fusarium oxysporum Fo47 is the source of this 607-nucleotide messenger RNA. RefSeq lists its product as uncharacterized. NCBI's taxonomy places the organism in Eukaryota, Fungi, Ascomycota, Sordariomycetes, Hypocreales, Nectriaceae. The record is from RefSeq and is a predicted model, not a curated record. Bases 158 to 538 code for a protein of 126 amino acids. The transcript has 3 exons.